Messenger RNA from Knipowitschia caucasica, 1290 nucleotides. Lineage: Eukaryota; Metazoa; Chordata; Actinopteri; Gobiiformes; Gobiidae. The record is from the annotation of a GenBank genome assembly.
AUGGCGUCUACUGAGAUAGCAAGGCAAGCGGGUGAAGGUGCUCGUGCUGUUCCUCUGUCAGGCCAUGUUGGCUUUGACAGUAUGCCUGACCAGCUGGUCAACAAAUCUGUAAACCAUGGCUUCUGCUUCAACAUCCUCUGCAUUGGCGAGACUGGUCUGGGAAAAUCCACUUUAAUGGACACUUUAUUCAACACAAAGUUUGAAGGUGACCCGAACCAGCACAAUCAGCCAGGAGUUACCCUCAAGUCAAAUACCUAUGAGCUGCAGGAGAGCAAUGUGCGUCUGAAACUCACUGUUGUUAAUACAGUGGGCUUUGGGGACCAGAUCAAUAAAGAUGAAAGCUACAAACCCAUUGUGGAUUUUAUUGAUACUCAGUUUGAAGCAUAUCUUCAGGAGGAGCUGAAAAUUAAGCGGACCUUGCACAAUUACCAUGACAGCCGCAUUCAUGCUUGCUUGUACUUCAUUGCACCUACUGGACACUCUCUUAAAUCCCUGGACCUGGUCACAAUGAAGAAACUGGAUAGUAAGGUUAAUAUCAUCCCCAUUAUUGCUAAGUCUGAUGCCAUCUCUAAGAGUGAGCUGGCCAAGUUCAAAAUCAAAAUCACAAGUGAGCUGGUGAGCAAUGGAGUGCAAAUCUAUCAGUUCCCUACUGACGACGAGUCCGUGGCCGAGAUCAACUCCUCAAUGAAUAGCCAUUUGCCUUUUGCUGUGGUGGGGAGCACAGAGGAGGUGAAGAUUGGAAACAAGAUGGUGAAGGCCCGGCAGUACCCCUGGGGGACCGUGCAGGUGGAGAAUGAGAAUCACUGUGACUUUGUUAAACUACGGGAAAUGCUGAUCAGAGUAAACAUGGAGGACUUGCGGGAGCAGACACAUGCGCGUCACUAUGAGCUUUAUCGCCGCUGCAAACUGGAAGAGAUGGGCUUCAAAGAUACAGACCCGGACAGCAAGCCAUUUAGUCUCCAGGAAACAUAUGAGGCAAAGCGAAAUGAGUUUAUGGGUGAGCUGCAGAAAAAGGAGGAGGAAAUGAGGCAAAUGUUUGUCCAGAGAGUGAAAGAGAAGGAGGCGGAGCUGAAAGAGGCUGAGAAGGAGCUGCAUGAAAAGUUUGACAGCCUGAAGAAACUCCAUCAAGAUGAGAAAAAGAAACUCGAGGAAAAGAAGAAGUCCUUGGAUGAUGAGCUCAACAUGUUCAAACAGAAAAAGACUGCGGCAGAGCUACUGUUGAACCAGGCGCAGCAGGCAGGGGCUUCUACCACACUUAAGAGGGACAAAGAGAGGAAAAACUUCUUUUAA